Symbiodinium sp. CCMP2592 is the source of this 2323-nucleotide messenger RNA. Lineage: Eukaryota; Dinophyceae; Suessiales; Symbiodiniaceae. The record is from the annotation of a GenBank genome assembly.
GUCUCCAACAUUCGACGAGAUUUCAGAAAGCGACGUGGCAGAGGUGCCCCACCUGACUGACCCGCUGGCAUCAGCAAAAUUUGCGAUGCACGCAGAGGUUGCGGCGUUUCAGCGCCAGUCGGAGAGGACCGAGCUGCUCCGACGCCAGGUGGCUGCGCUCGACAGAAAGUUCGAAACUGCAAGCACUGAUUUCCAACGGCUGGCAGAGGAGGCCGCUGCACUGGCCGCCUACAAGCUGGAAGCCUCGUUUCGUACAGAGCAGCUGGACUGGAAGAAAGAGCUGCAAGCAUCUCUGGACACAGUACUGGAGCAAAGAGAACACAUGGCAUCCAUGGCACGUGAAGCUGUAGAAGCUCGCUUUCAACAAGAGUUAGCGAAGCAGUUCAAGGCAUCGGAUGAAAACCUCAGCUCCCUCCGGAAAAACAUGGAUGCAGAAUUUGAGAAUUUCGCAGAGAAGGUUCAUUGUAUCAACUCCAGGAUCGACUCAGUGCAUGAACAUGUAGAGAAGGUGGACCAUCUGUCCUGCGAGAGAGCCAAGGAAGCAGCGCACACUGUGCGAUCCGCUUUGGUCGACUUUCGCAUGGUCGAUCUUCGCAAGCAGGCAGACACCUCCAAGGAGUUGAGGUUCCUCCUAUCCCGCGUUGCCAAGGGAAUGCGAAAGCUUGGCCAGUUUGCGAUGGCACUCCAUGGAGCGCCCAGAGCUCAUCCAGCGGAGCUGAGUGCCCUGCUGGCCAUUGAUCCAGGGACGAACCCUGCAGACUACUGGAGUGCUCGUCGGGGCUGGGAUGUCGAGGCCAUCAAGGCAGACAUUCGCAUCGCCUGCCAGCCUCGUGGAGCUCUGCCGGGCCAGAGAGACGGUACCUUCUCGACAUUGGCAUCUGCUGUGCGCGCACGCAGCGCUGGUGAAGGCGUGCAGCAAAGAUCCUCCCAGGAAGGUCAAACAAAGACCGGAUUGCACCCGCAGAUGGAGCGCCGCGAGCUGCAUGGCCCGCAAACGGGCAGAAAACCUGCUCUUGGCUCCAAGGUGUUGCCUGACAAAUUGCCUGACAUAGACAACGAGGGUAGGCCGUACAACUUAAAGCUGGUUGUGGUCAACUUCAACAAUGUCGGCACCAGUUUCGGGAUGAUCUUCAACGGAGAUAAAGAGCCAAAGUACAACUGGGAAGGUGUUCGUCGAUGUGUCAAGGAGUUGGCCAGAAGAGGCUUCAAGAUCAUCGGCGUAAUUUAUCAAAGCUGGAAGGGAUGGGAUGGCGACGAGAUCGUCAAUGUAGUGCCUCAGGACAUUCGGAGCCAUUGCGAGUCUAUACAAGAGACUCCCAGAAUCGUCGGAGGCAACCAGAGGAGUGCUGAUGACGAAAUGACAAUCAAGUGUGCAUAUCACAGAAAUUGUCGCCUUCUGGACAACGAUAACUAUAAGGACUGGCUGCAUACACUGCGGAAAGCGGAAAUCCGAAACUGGUAUUCAUUUAGCCAAGACCGCAUCCACAUGAAGUACUUCUUUGAUUCAGAAGUUGGUUUCUUCGAGACCUUGGAUGGCAACGCUGCACGCGGGGCCAGUGAAGAGCCCGAGGAGCGCCGACCUCGCCAGGCCGCGGCCACGGACGACCGGAUUUGCGUUACUCCGCCAGAAGACGGCGACGGCCCGAACUCAAAGCGAGCCGCGCUCUCUAGCGCCUUGAGCAUGGGCGCGCCAGCCCCCGUUCUUGUGCCGACGGAAGCAGGCAUUCGGCACCAUAGAGGUCCGACGAUCACGAUGCCAUCCGCCAAUCUGGAUCCAUCUCAGACUGUUGAUCUGACUGCAGAGCUUGCGCCGAAGCGCCUAUGGGCAACAAAGAUGGAUGUCAACACCUGCAAGGCUGGUUGGACUCCCUUGUGCACAGCCGCAUCGCAGGGCAAGGUCGAGUCUGUCAAGCAGCUAUUGAUGCUAGGUGCAGAUCCAAACAUCCCAAAUGGGUUCGGAGCACAUCCGGUUUUCUAUGCUCUACGCAAUUGGAGCCUGCGUAUGUUUCGGCUGCUGGUGAAGCACGGAGCAGAUGUACGACGUGCAAGGAGCGAGCGGGGAGAGUCUUUACAGGCUUAUGCCGAGAGAAAGGUGCAACAGGCGGCGGAGUCAAGAGCCUUCGGGGCUGCCCAUUUUUCAGCUGCAUCGUGCCAGGAGCUCCUGGACAAAGUUGGUGCGCAGAAGGCAGCCAAGUUGGCUCUCGAUGCUGUCGCUGAAGCGAAAGGAGCUGCGAAACGUCGCAAGCUUCGCAGCAAUGGGUUGGUACCUUGUUUCAACCAGUUGCCAGUGAGGCAAUACAAGCAGUUCUGUGUGGCAGUUUGA